Molecule: messenger RNA, 1329 nt
Organism: Elgaria multicarinata webbii
Lineage: Eukaryota; Metazoa; Chordata; Lepidosauria; Squamata; Anguidae
Product: transmembrane protein 176B-like
Exons: 7
Coding region: 186-1052 (288 amino acids)
Cellular component (GO): membrane
Source: RefSeq, a predicted model, not a curated record
CUUAGCCUGCAUUGCUGUGCCGACGAGAGACGCCGCCGCCGGCCGCCUGCGCUCCGCUCGCGGCAGCCUCCGGACCUACCCUGCCUGGCGCUGCGAAGGAGCCGUCGGCUGCUCCCUCCCUCCCUCUCUCCCUCCGGAGGCCCACCUGCGUUGGGGCAGCCAGGGCGUGAAGCAUCUCACUCUCGAUGGGCUCACAAGAAGAGGGCGCCAUGUCACACAGCACCGUGAAGGUUAACGGGAUCAAGGUGGCCACCGAGGGCCCAGGCCAGACGGUGGUCAACGUCCACAUCAGCCAAGAGUCCUCGCUCGCCUACCUCUUCAAGGCUGUGGCAGCCAUGAGGUGCCCCAAGCCGGCCUCCAAGGCCCAGGAGUUCUCGCCCGCUGCCACUCCCCGUGCCAGGACCGGAUGCAGCGGGGAGCAGAAAGUGCUGGGGGCGGCCCAGAUCCUGCUUGGGCUGAUGUGCAUCGCCCUGGGCGUGGUGAUCAGCCUGGGGCUGGGGCCCUAUUCAAGCUACUACGAAGACCGCUUAAUAUAUAACGGAGCCCCUUUCUGGAUGGGGAGCGUGUGCAUCCUAGCUGGCACCUUCUCUGUGGUGGGCGAGAGACGCAGCGGUGGCUGGGUCCACCUGGCCACGUUCUUCAACCUGGCCAGUGUCGUGGCUGGCGUGGUGGCCUUGGCCCUAGGCGUGGCUUCUGUUCCCAACAUGACAGACAAGCCCUACUAUAUCGAUCGGCUCUGCCAGAAGAGCAGACAGUAUUACAAUUCAUGGGAGGUCCCCGCAAGCCCCAGCCCCAGUGAGAGUUAUGACGCCUGGAGAGUGGAGGAUUGCAAGAAGAAGAUGUGGCAGCUGAUAACCAUUGCCAACAGUGUCCGGCUGCUGCUGCUGAUCGUCUCCGUCGCUGCUCUCGGAAUCGCCAUCUUCUGCCUGGGAUACGGCCUUCGAGUCCUGUGUCGCUCCGUCCGGGCUGGAUGUGAGGACUACGUGGCGAUCACAGACCCGGAAGCGCCCCCUUCCUACGAGGAUCCGGAGAAAGAGGGGGACGCUGCCUGAGCAGGGCGGUGCUUGCCUGCCAGUGGGAAGGUGCCAGCCCCCGGCCCCAUCCUGCCCCUUGCUCUCUCACGUGCCUUCUGUGCUUUGCUGCCUGCAAAGACGCCUCACGCUUGUGAAGGAGCGGCCUGCCCUGGCGGCCUUUGCUGAGCCACUCUCCUGAGCCCUGGUUUGGCCCCGGCACCUAUCUGGGGCCCCCUCCUGAAUGGAAAACGCUGGUUGCGCUUGCAGUUGCCGCCGUCAGUAAUAAAGGCUCUUGCUGUUCAUUGCAUUAAUUCAA